GAAGUUGGCGGCCCUCGGAAGCGGUCGCGGAUCGGGGAAUUCUGCUGUCGCUGCAGCUGCAGAAUGGUCGGCGGUGGCGGGAAGCGCAGGCCCGGCGGGGAGGGGCAGCAGUGUGAAAAAACAACUGAUGUGAAGAAAAGUAAAUUCUGUGAAGCUGAUGUCUCCACUGACCUUCGAAAAGAAGUAGAAAAUCAUUAUAAGCUUUCUUUACCUGAAGAUUUCUAUCACUUCUGGAAGUUCUGUGAAAAACUUGAUCCUGAAAAGCCAUCUGAUUCACUUUCUGCAAGCCUUGGACUUCAGUUAGUUGGUCCUUAUGAUAUCCUUGCUGGAAAACAUAAAACGAAGAAAAAAUCAACAGGCCUGAAUUUUAACCUUCACUGGAGGUUUUACUAUGAUCCUCCUGAGUUCCAGACCAUUAUUAUUGGAGAUAAUAAAACUCAGUACCACAUGGGUUAUUUCAGGGAUUCUCCUGAUGAAUUUCCUGUAUAUGUUGGUAUAAAUGAAGCAAAGAAAAAUUGUAUAAUUGUUCCAAAUGGAGAUAAUGUAUUUGCUGCAGUCAAAUUAUUUUUGACGAAAAAACUUAAAGAAGUAACGGAUAAAAAGAAAAUCAAUCUCUUGAAAAGCAUAGAUGAAAAACUCACAGAAGCAGCCAGAGAAUUGGGGUACUCGCUUGAACAGAGAACCAUGAAGAUGAAACAGAGGGAUAAGAAAGUUGUGACAAAGACCUUUCAUGGUGCAGGCUUGGUUGUUCCAGUAGAUAAAAAUGAUGUUGGGUACCGAGAGCUCCCUGAAACAGAUGCUGACCUCAAGAGAAUUUGCAAGACAAUAGUUGAGGCUGCAAGUGAUGAGGAGAGACUAAAAGCUUUUGCUCCCAUUCAGGAAAUGAUGACUUUUGUGCAGUUUGCUAAUGAUGAAUGUGAUUAUGGCAUGGGGCUUGAAUUGGGAAUGGAUCUCUUUUGCUAUGGCUCACAUGUCCAGGAUGAGAUCUGAGACUGCAUAUCUGUCAUGCUCCCAGGUGACGGUCAUGCUGCUGCUCUACAGACCACACUGGGAAAAGCAAGACUAAACCAGUAGCUCUCCAGCUUUGGCGUGCAUCAGCAUCAAUGGGAAGGCUUGUGCAAAUGCACACUGGCACUCUCCCCACCCUCCCAAGUUUGAUUGAGUUCUAGGGUGGGUCUUGAGAAUUUGCAUUUCCAACAGGUUACCAAGUGAAGUUGAUGCCCCUGUUCAGGGGUGUACAUUUUGAGAACCCUGCUAUAAACCAUAUUACACUACUUUUCUUUGCCCACCUCAUAGAUAGUUAUCAGUAAAAAAUAAUCAAAAUGUUUAACAGCCAGAAUGACAGUCAUUGACCAAUCCAAAUAGUACUUGACCUGCUAGAGAGGCCCUAGCCAUAAAUAAGUAGAGCCAUAAGACGUGAACCAGUGAAUAGCAAACUGAUUGUUGUGAGAAUGAAAUAACGUGUAUGAGUUAUAAAAAGGUUUAGCACAGUACUUACCACAUGUUAAGGGCUAAAUGUUUAUUAUGAUCAGCAAAAAGGUGGUAUAUGUAGAUAAUAGCAGUAAUCUAAAAUCUUUUGAUAAGUCUAAGGCAGUGACUCUUAACAGGGAUUGGGAGGCGGUACAUGUUGGGGAUGGGGGAAAGAAGGAAUUUGAGGAUAAAGGCAAUACGAUCUGAAAACUCACUUUCAGCAUAGCUAUUCUUAAUAGAAUUAAUUAAGGAAAAUAAAGCUUAAACUUUUGCCUGGGAAUACACUGGAGAGAAUAACAAGUAUUUGUGAGCAUUGUUUGGGGUGAGAAAAAGUUGAUAAAACCUAAGGGAAUAAGGAAGCUCAGAUUUAAUUUGGUUUUCUUAAUUUUCAAGAUAUGCCAUUAGUCAUCUAGAGCAACAAGACUGCCUCUUAGAAUGCCAGGCGCCUGUCCUUAAAUUACGGUCACUAACCACCUGAGGGUGUAGUGAAAAUGAUUUUGGAAGUAGCCUUUGUUAAACACGUGCUUUGUUGAUAUAUUUUCUGCUACUUAUUAGGAUAUCUGCUAUAUUCUCUGCUUAAUGUUAUAUUUUUAUUUUUCAGUAUUUUCAUAAAGUUGCUGGUCAGCUUUUACCUCUUGCGUAUAAUCUGUUGAAGAGGAAUCUGUUUGCAGAAAUUAUUGAGGAUCAUCUGGCAAACAGAAGUAAAGAGAACAUAGACCAACUCGCUGCAUGAGUAAGGUGGCUUUGAUUGGUGUACAGUAUUUCAAAGGACUAGUAUUAAACUUGAGAUUUUUGUUUUGUUUUUAAGGAAUACAAAAAAUAAACAUUUACUAAAAACGUU
This is a messenger RNA of Nomascus leucogenys (northern white-cheeked gibbon), 2311 nucleotides long. Its product is annotated as histone PARylation factor 1. The transcript has 8 exons. NCBI's taxonomy places the organism in Eukaryota, Metazoa, Chordata, Mammalia, Primates, Hylobatidae. Gene Ontology annotation, cellular component: nucleus. The record is from RefSeq and is a predicted model, not a curated record. Gene Ontology annotation, molecular function: poly-ADP-D-ribose binding; histone binding. Bases 64 to 990 code for a protein of 308 amino acids. Gene Ontology annotation, biological process: regulation of protein ADP-ribosylation; DNA damage response.